AUGGCUUCUCAAGACAGAAAAGCUAACGACCUCCAGGUCAUGGAUCCCUCAUUCCCUAGCAACGGCGGUGCCUACUCCAACGGCACGCCCCCUGGUGGCGACCCCAACCAGCCUCCUCCCGGCAAUGGCGCUGGCAACGGCCAGGACGUUCCCAAGACCACCCUCUGGAUGGGUGAGCUCGAGCCAUGGAUGGACGAGAACUUCAUCAAGGGCGUCUUCAUGUCGCAACUGUCUGAAAAUGUUAAUGUCAAAGUCAUUCGCGACAAAAACUCUGGUAAUGCCGGCUAUUGCUUUGUCGAGUUUGCGACCCCUGAUGCUGCGGCUCGUGCGUUGAACUUGAACGGCAGCGCUGUUCCCAACUCUUCCCGUCAAUUCAAGCUCAACUGGGCUUCUGGUGGUGGUCUCGUCGACCGUCGCGAGGACCGUGGACCUGAAUAUUCGAUCUUUGUCGGCGACCUUGGCCCCGAGGUCAACGAAUACGUACUCGUCUCGCUCUUCCAAGCUCGCUUCCCAUCGUGCAAGUCCGCCAAGAUCAUGACGGACGCCAUGUCGGGUCAGUCUCGAGGCUACGGCUUUGUCCGUUUUGCCGACGAGACCGACCAGCAGCGCGCUCUUGUGGAGAUGCAAGGUGUGUACUGCGGCAACCGCCCCAUGCGCAUCUCUACCGCAACCCCCAAGAACCGCAACAACCAUGGCUUCCCCGGUCACGCUCAUCACGCUAACCCCAUGAUGGGCGGGGGCAUGCCUCAACAGCACAUGUGGGGUGGCGGUAUGGGCGGAGGUUUCCCUGGCGCCUACGGUGGUGCUGGCGGCGGUGGUGCUUUCAACCCUGCCUCGCAGAUGAACCAGUUCACCGAUCCCAACAACACCACGGUCUUCGUUGGCGGCCUUUCCGGCUACGUCACCGAGGAUGAGCUCCGCUCCUUCUUCCAAGGCUUUGGCGAGAUCACCUACGUCAAGAUUCCUCCUGGCAAGGGUUGCGGCUUUGUGCAGUUCGUCCACCGCCACGCCGCUGAGAUGGCGAUCAACCAAAUGCAGGGCUACCCCAUUGGCAACUCGCGCGUCCGACUCUCCUGGGGUCGUUCUCAGAACAACUCCGGCGUCGGCACCCCUUACCGCCCGGCACCUCCUCCCCCUCACUACCUUGGCAUGCCUGGUCCCGGACCCGGGCCUAACGGUCCUGGUGGUCCUGGCGGUCCUCCUGGCGGCCCCCCUGUCGGCCCUGGCGCCUUUGUUGGCGGCCACUUCCCUGGUCCCCAGGGCCCUCCCGGCCCUCAGGUCUAA
This is a messenger RNA of Emericellopsis cladophorae, 1284 nucleotides long. RefSeq lists its product as uncharacterized. Gene Ontology annotation, molecular function: mRNA binding. Gene Ontology annotation, cellular component: cytosol. The record is from RefSeq and is a predicted model, not a curated record. Gene Ontology annotation, biological process: mRNA splice site recognition. The transcript has 4 exons. The coding region runs from base 1 to 1284 and encodes 427 amino acids. NCBI's taxonomy places the organism in Eukaryota, Fungi, Ascomycota, Sordariomycetes, Hypocreales, Bionectriaceae.